AGCCCGUGCAGUAUCCUGGAGGUCUUAGAUUUAGUUCCCUUGUAGUCUCCUUGUCUUGUGUCGGACAACAGGUAAUCGCUGCAGGCUCCUGGUUAGCAAUCCCUGUAAGCCACGAGUUCUGAAAAGUCCUUACCCUCUGCUAAUACCCGCUCUACAUGUAGUCUAGAAAACAGCCAGAGGCUUAGGUAUUUCCCUCUUCUCCGAAUGUGACAUUUCUCUCAAAUGUGUGGGUCACCCUUGCUUUCUUGAGACGGGAAUUCAUCCCUCGCAUCUGGCUGUGAUAACGUCUCAGAGGAACAAGCUGCUAUUGUCUAACUCUUUUGUGUAUUCAGCGUUGUGGAACUGGGAUGGUCUGAUGGAGGCAGCGUAGCUGCUUUGGAUCUGGACUAGUUGAUAGUAUGUUUUCUUGGUUCAGCCAAAAUGAAGUGGGGAGCCAUAUAAGGCAGUAGGAAGUAGUUUCUUGCAUGCAGGAACUGACCCAAAUGGAACUGUGAUGGCAUGAAUAUUGAAACUGGUUUAACUGGAGUGAGCUGAUCCCUCUGCGGUUAUGGGGGAGGACCUUAGGCUUGCAGACAGAAAACUCACAGUUCGUCCUGGAAGGCAUGCCAUUCCGCAUAUUUGGAGGUUCAAUGCACUAUUUCCGAGUCCCCAGGGAAUACUGGGAAGACCGCAUGCUUAAGAUGAAAGCAUGUGGCUUAAACACCCUCACGACGUAUGUGCCAUGGAACCUUCAUGAACAAGAAAGAGGGAAGUUUGACUUCAGUCGAAACCUGGAUCUAGAGGCCUUCCUUUCACUGGCAGCUAAAAAUGGACUGUGGGUGAUUCUGCGUCCUGGACCUUAUAUCUGCUCUGAAUGGGACCUUGGUGGUCUGCCCAGUUGGCUACUGCAAGACCCAGAGAUGCAACUGAGGACAACGUACAAGGGCUUCACAGAAGCUGUGGAUGCCUAUUUUGAUCAUUUAAUGCGUAUUGUCAUCCCUCUUCAGUACAAGAAAGGAGGUCCCAUCAUUGCAGUGCAGGUGGAGAAUGAAUAUGGUUCCUACGCCAAAGACCCAAACUACAUGACCUAUGUUAAAAUGGCCCUGUUAAACAGAGGGAUUGUGGAGCUGUUAAUGACCUCAGACAACAAGAACGGGCUGUCAUUUGGCUUAGUGGAAGGAGCACUGGCCACUGUUAACUUUCAGAAACUGGAACCCGGGCUACUGAAAUAUCUGGACACAGUACAGAGAGAUCAGCCGAAGAUGGUGAUGGAGUAUUGGACAGGAUGGUUUGAUAACUGGGGAGGCCCUCACUAUGUCUUUGAUGCAGACGAAAUGGUGAAUACUGUAGCAAGCAUCCUCAAAUUAGGAGCAUCCAUCAAUCUCUACAUGUUUCACGGAGGCACCAACUUUGGCUUCAUGAACGGUGCUUUGGAGGCUGAUGAAUACAAGUCAGAUGUCACCAGUUAUGAUUACGAUGCUGUGCUGACAGAGGCUGGAGACUAUACAUCCAAAUUUUUCAAGCUCCGACAACUCUUCAGCAUGAUCAUUGGCCAGCCUCUUCCUCUCCCUCCCAUGAUUGAAAGCAAGGCAUCAUAUGGUGCAAUCCUGUUGCAUCAAUAUAUCUCUCUCUGGGAUGUGUUACCGUCUCUUUUACAGCCCAUUAAGUCAGAGUUUCCUAUUAACAUGGAGAAUCUGCACCUAAAUGAUAGCAGUGGGCAGUCGUAUGGAUAUGUGCUCUACGAGACUGUCAUCUUUGGUGGUGGACAUCUGCAUUCAAGGGACCAUGUCCGUGACCGAGCACAGGUGUUUGUUAACACCAUGUAUGUUGGUGAGCUGGACUACAACACAGUGGAGCUCUCCCUUCCUGAUGGACAGGGAUUCAGGCAGCUAAGACUCUUGGUAGAGAACCGCGGUCGCGUCAAUUAUGGCCUGGCAUUGAAUGACCAGAGGAAAGGCUUAAUUGGUGACGUCUUCUUGAAUAAAACCCCCUUGAGGAACUUCAAGAUUUACAGUUUGGAGAUGAAACCUGGCUUCAUGAAAAGCUUGCGACAUAUUGCUGGAUGGAGUGCGGUCCCAGAUUACUUUGUCGGUCCAGCUUUUUUUCGCGGAAGGCUGUGGAUAGAGCAUCAGCCACAGGACACUUUCUUGAAGCUACAGGGCUGGGAAAAAGGAGUUGUGUUUGUCAAUGGUCAGAACCUGGGCCGCUACUGGAAAAUUGGACCUCAGGAAACACUCUAUCUUCCUGGCCCCUGGUUAUGGAAAGGGAGCAAUGAGAUUGUAAUUUUUGAAGAACGCACUGCAGGACGGAUAAUACAAUCUGUCGACAUACCUUACUUAGGAAGGACCCAGUAUGUGGACUGAUGAGAGCUUCUUUCCCAUGUUUGGUUCAUCUUGAAUAUUCCUGGUUGCAUGUCUGGGGACAUGAUGGCCCAGGCACUUGGGCAUGUUAAUUUCCACUAGACCCAGGUAAAGGAUUUGCUCUUUGGCAGUAAGUUCAGAAGAGAGAAUGGGCCCUGAAGGAACCAGAGUCCAUUGUUUCAUAGAUGGAUGCAGAAGCUCACCUCCCUGCACUACUGAGGACCCACAGCUUGGAUGGCUGCGCAUCAUGUUAUGGACCACCUGGUGAAUGUGGGGGAGUAAAAAGGUGCUGGAGGCAGGAGAGGGGGGGAGAGAGAGAGAG
This is a messenger RNA of Harpia harpyja (harpy eagle), 2661 nucleotides long. RefSeq names its product beta-galactosidase-1-like protein 2. Gene Ontology annotation, cellular component: vacuole. The transcript is spliced from 19 exons. Lineage: Eukaryota; Metazoa; Chordata; Aves; Accipitriformes; Accipitridae. Bases 603 to 2342 code for a protein of 579 amino acids. The record is from RefSeq and is a predicted model, not a curated record. Gene Ontology annotation, molecular function: beta-galactosidase activity. Gene Ontology annotation, biological process: carbohydrate metabolic process.